GUGUAGAGUGGCGUUCGCUCAGUAAACACAGCGUACAUUGUUGCACCUAUCUCAGUGUUGAAGCGACACUCGGUGCGGUGGGUACGGCCAUCGCACGACUUUCAAAUUUCGAAUCAUUAUUUUUUUUAAUUCACAUCUUGUGUUGUAAGUGAAAUAAUUUUAUUUAAUUGUCUAUCAUUUGUGAAAACUCUUUGAGUUUCCUUUGGGAUAAACAAAACGCUUGGCUCCGAUUGGAAUUUCCUGUGCUUGCAGUUUUUAGGAUAAUAAAACAAAAUGGCGACCUCAGUCCUCCAGCCCGAAGAUUGCCGAAGGGAGCACGAGCCAAAGCACGAAGUUAUCGAUGCCCCGAGGUUAACCGAUGAUGACCGAACGUAUUUGCUCGAGGCUAAAGAGCGGGAGACCGGUGAACUGCCCCCAGAACUGAGGGAAAAAGCCAGGACUGAACUGAGAGAGGAACCAGCACUUAGGGAACAGGCUUUAGAACAAAUGAGACAUUUCAUAGAGAAACAUCCUGCCAUCAAGAAGUGUAGAACUGACACACCAUUCCUCCUCCGUUUUCUCCGAACAAAGAAGUACUCCAUCCCGCAAGCAUGUUCCAUGCUGGAGCGAUACCUGACCAUCCGGGAGAUGCACCCUCAAUGGUUCAAGAAGUUGGACCCUCUGGACCCUAAGAUCGCUGCGGUUAUCGACGCUGGGUAUUUGGUACCCUUGCCUAAGAGGGAUGCUGAAGGCAGACGAGUUGUUCUUUCUUGUAUGGGUCGCUUCGACCCCCAUCAGUUCGACAACUGUGUAAUGGCGCGCGUCCACUCUAUGAUCGUGGAGCUCUUGUUGGACGAGCCACGGUCCCAACUCCUCGGCUACACCCACGUCAACGACGAGGCUGGUAUGCAGAUGCCCCACGUCAGUCUGUGGUCCCUCACUGAUGUCAGGGUCAUGCUGAACUGUAUUCAGAAUUCGACUCCAAUGAGGCAUAAGCGUACCCACUUCGUAAACAUUCCACACUACGGAGUUAAGUUCUUCGAGUUCGCAGUCUCUCUACUCAGCGAUAAACUGAAGGACCGUGUGAUGUUCCACCGAACCAGCGAAGAUUUGAUGAAACACGUCGACCCAUCGAUUUUGCCCAAAGAAUACGGUGGUACUGUGCCUCUCAAGGACAUGAUUGAAGAACUGAAACGCAACCUCCUGAAACACAGAGAAGCUUUGCUAGCUUUAGAUGACAUGUCAGUAGAUUUACACGCUUUGGAGAAGAAUGAUCUAACUCAAGACAUACAUUCAACGGCAGGAUCUUUCAGGAAACUUGAAUUAGAUUAGAUUAAGAACAUUAUUGUAAAAUAACUCAAAUUACGAGUGUAAGAAUCAUUUAUUGUUAUAUUAAAGUGAAACUCUUUCAUUGAAAGUUUUUUGGGCUGGACGAAUAGCGUAGACAUAUUUUCAUUACUUAUAAUUAAUAUUUACUUCUUCAAAUCUUGCUUUGCUUUCAGAAUAAAUUAGGUAUUAUAAUUAAUUUUAGUUCAAUAAUCAUUUUGUGAUGGCUAUUGUUAGUAACACAUUAUUCAAUGUAAGUCGCAAUAAAAUAAUCAUAUAUGCAAAUAGAUCUCAUUCACUGUUAUUAGAUAAUUUUAUAUAAAAGAAUUGUAACAUUGUUAAAAUAAUUGCUUUGUAUAUUUUUGAGACUACAUUUUACGGCAGUUUGCACUAUAAUUAAUUCUCUAAGCCUACAUUUAUUUUAUUUUAGUAACUAUUAUAGAGAGCUUGUGGCAGCCGUCGGUGGUGUCACGUUACCAUUCUUUACGGAAGGUUCUGAAAAAUGUUGUCAUUGUAUUCAGUUGCAAUGGGUGUAACCUAAUAACAAUUAGAUUUCUCGUAUAUUUAAGAUAACUGCCAACAUGACAAACUGACUGCUGCAUUAAAUUAAUUACCUUUUGUAAUGUGAAAAGGCUACUUUGUAACAGCGCUUUUUUGUAGUAAAUAUUAUUGUUAUUGAUAUCAUCACCGGUUUUGUGAGUCAUCCGAAGUAUUUUGGGUACAUAAUAAUAUUAUUUUAAGAUUUAAAUAAUAAAGUAAUUGAAAAC
Messenger RNA from Spodoptera frugiperda (fall armyworm), 2072 nucleotides. RefSeq names its product retinaldehyde-binding protein 1. Lineage: Eukaryota; Metazoa; Arthropoda; Insecta; Lepidoptera; Noctuidae. The coding region runs from base 274 to 1311 and encodes 345 amino acids. The record is from RefSeq and is a predicted model, not a curated record. Gene Ontology annotation, molecular function: phosphatidylinositol bisphosphate binding. Gene Ontology annotation, cellular component: membrane. The transcript is spliced from 6 exons.